AUGAGAAAUAAGUUACCUUUGGGUGUCUUAAUGUCAACUGCUGAACGGAUGCUACGAGACUGGUCAAUUUCUGUUCUGGAGCAUCCAUUUCAAACACAUAUCACUCUUGAUGAUAAAAUUGAUUCAAAAGCUUAUGAAUGGUUACAAAAAGUUGAUAAAUCACAAAUACUACAGUUGAAUGCAUUUACAUUUGUUGUACCGCCAACAAAUGCAAAAAUGAAUACAAAUACAUGGGUGAGCCUCCUUUAUUCUAUGGAUUGGCAAACAUAUGACCAAUUUAAAGAUUGGCUUAACUCGGCUCGAAUUUUAGAUUACUCAUAA
Molecule: messenger RNA, 321 nt
Organism: Rotaria sp. Silwood1
Lineage: Eukaryota; Metazoa; Rotifera; Eurotatoria; Philodinida; Philodinidae
Source: the annotation of a GenBank genome assembly